Molecule: messenger RNA, 2310 nt
Organism: Rotaria sordida
Lineage: Eukaryota; Metazoa; Rotifera; Eurotatoria; Philodinida; Philodinidae
Source: the annotation of a GenBank genome assembly
AUGUAUUCAAAUAAUAUGGCAUUGUCGACUUAUGGCACUGAAUUACCAUUUCGUCAAAGUGUUGCCAAAUUUCCAUCGGAACGAACAGCUCAGGAUUUAACUAUAAUUAAUGGUUAUUUAAAAAAUUUGGAAGCAUUAUCAUCAUUACGUGAAUCACAUAUUCGUCAUUUAUGUAAAACAAUUCGAUAUGAAAUUCAUGAUGCUAAUCAUGUUUUAUUCAGUCGUGGCGAAUUAAAUACCUGUUGGUAUAUUCUUUUAUCCGGUUCUGUUUUUAUCGAGUCCACAAUGUAUUUACCAAGAGCCAGUUUUGGUAAACGAACUUCUAGUAAUCAAUAUCGGAUCAAUGAAUGUGUUGUACUUGAAUCAUCGGAAAUGCUUGUUAUUGAUUAUCCCGAGCUUGAUCACGCUGUCCAUAGUCACGAAUCAUUGAAGCAUAUCACUGGUAAACAUAAUUAUCAAAACGAACAAGCAAUCACUCCCGUUGAAGAACAACAAAGUAUUAUUAUGGAUUCAAGUGUAACAAUGAAAAAUUAUCGAAAAAUAAAUCCACAAACUAAACAUCGUUCUUUUACAAUAAAUACAAUGAACGAUAUUCCACCAUCAAUGAUUCGUAGUUCACAUUCUCGUGCUAGUGAUACAUCAAGUGCUUAUUCCGGAUCAGAUGUUAUGCAAUCAUCAACUAAUGGUGAAGAUCUUUUAAUGAUAAAUAAUGGUGAAAAUUCUUUAGGACAAAAUGAUGAUGGAGGAUUAAGUCGUUGUAUAAGUGCCCAUGAAACAGAUGAUGAAUCAGAAACAUCAUCAGAACAUUCAUUCCCUAUUCAUGAUCAUAUACGUGAAUCAUUAUUAAAAGAAGCAAAUGAACGUACUGAUGAUGAUAUUGAAGCUAUUCUAGAAUGUCUUCUUCAUUUUCCUGCAUUUGCUAAUUUAACAUUACAUGUUCGACGUGAAUUAUGUAAAGUUCUUGUUUAUGCUCAAGUUGAAAAAGCUCAAACUGUUGUUAUGAAUGAUGGUGAACGUUAUGAUUCUUGGUCAGUUAUAAUCAAUGGUAUUGUUGAUGAUGAAACAAUUGAUGGACAACUUAUACGUACAUUAACUGUUGGACAAAGUUUUGGUUGUGGUCCAACACUUGAUCAAUAUUGUCAUACGGGUAUAAUGAAAACACGUGUUGAUAAUUGUCAAUUUGUUGUUGUUGCACAAAAUGAUUAUUAUGCUAUAUUAAAUCAAGGCGAAAAAAAUAUUCGAAAAAUUGAAGAAGAUGGUAAAAUUGUUAUAAUUAAAGAAAUACGUAUGAAUGAUGAUGAACAAAAUAUACUACGUGAAAUAGUUAUAAAAGCAACAACUGAAAAAUUACUUGAUUUACUUGUUGAAGAAUUACAAUUAAUAAAUGAUCCAAAUUAUGUUCAAGAUUUUCUUUUAACUUAUCGAACAUUUCUUGAUAGUCCAAUAAUAGUAACAAAUAAAUUACUUAAAUAUUUUGAUCAAUAUAAAAAUUCAAUAAUAUGUGAACAUAUUGCACGUGUUGUUUUAUCAUGGGUUAAUAAUCAUUAUAAUGAUUUUGAAACAAAUAUAAAAUUAUAUGAAUUUCUUGAAAUAUUUGAUGAUCGUUUAGAAAAUCAUGAAAUAGAACACAUUCGAUCAUGGAGACAUUUAAUAAAUUUAGCUUGUUAUACAAAAGCUACUAUACGUAAUAUUACUUUAACAAGAUCAACACGAGAUGAUGUUUUAAAUUUUAAUAUACUUGGAGGAACUGAUACACUAGCAAAUAAUGGAAUAUUUGUAUCGAAAGUUGAAAAAAAUUCCAAAGCUUAUGAAGCUGGAUUAAGAAGAGGUGAUCAGAUUCUUAGUGUUAAUGGACAAUGUUUCGAUUAUCUAACUCAUGCUCGUGCACUUGAAAUUCUUCGUUGUACAACUCAUUUAUCAUUAACUGUAAAAAAUAAUCUUAUGGGUCUUAAUGAUAUUGUUCAUCCUGAAAAAUCUCCUGGUCGUAAAAAACGUCAAGAUAUGUCAAAUUAUGAACAAGAAAUUCAAAAUAGAUUAAAUAAUUUAUCUCCUUUACGUUCAACAGUAACAACUCCAUCACCAAGAAGUCAUACAUCAUCUAUAUUAAUGAAUAGUCCAUCGGAUUCUUAUGCUACUGAUAAUUCAUCAUCAAUAAAUCAAAUUCGUCCACCAUUAUUAGCAAUAACACCAGCAAAAUCUAAUCUUUCAACAACAUAUACAGAAAAAACAAAACCACGUCCAUUAACUAAACGUAUGGGUUUUAAGCGUGCCGUUAUGCAAAGAUUUAAAAUGACGAAACAUAAUAAGUAA